CACGUGACGGCCGGGAGCUGGGCUCUGACUAGUGGCUGGAGAGCGCCGCAGAGGCCGCUGACUGGCGGGCCGCGACGCCGCGGAGGGAGCCGGGCGCCUGGGCCUCCCGCGCGCAUGGGAGCGUCGGCGGCUGCCUGAGGAGAGCAGCGAGGCCAGCGGAGAUCGAGACCUCCCUCGCGCGUCCCACGAGCGGCUGCGGCGGGCCGCGGAGCCGGCGCGGCCAUGGCGACGGGCACUCAGCAGAAGGAGAACACGCUGCUUCAUCUUUUCGCCGGCGGGUGCGGGGGCACAGUUGGUGCUAUUUUCACGUGUCCACUAGAAGUCAUUAAGACGAGACUGCAGUCUUCCAGACUAGCUCUUCGGACGGUGUAUUAUCCUCAGGUUCAUCUGGGGACCAUUAGUGGAGCUGGCAUGGUGAGACCAACGUCUGUGACGCCGGGACUCUUACAGGUUCUGAAAUCGAUCCUGGAAAAGGAGGGACCAAAGUCACUCUUUAGAGGCUUGGGUCCAAAUUUGGUUGGAGUUGCACCAUCAAGGGCUUUGUACUUUGCAUGUUACUCCAAAGCCAAAGAGCAGUUCAGUGACAUCUUCGUGCCUAAUAGCAAUACUGUGCACAUUUUCUCAGCUGGCUCUGCAGCUUUUGUCACAAAUACCUUAAUGAAUCCUAUUUGGAUGGUUAAAACGAGGAUGCAGCUAGAACGAAAGGUGAGAGGCUGCAAGCAGAUGAACACACUCCAGUGUGCUCGGCAUGUGUACCAGACGGAGGGCUUCCGGGGCUUCUAUAGAGGGCUGACUGCCUCAUACGCUGGGAUCUCAGAGACAAUCAUCUGCUUCGCUAUUUAUGAGAGGUUAAAGAAGUGUUUGAAAGAAGCCCCGACGGUCUCCUCCUCAGACGGAACUGAGAAAAGCUCCUCCAGUUUCUUCGGACUCAUGGCGGCUGCUGCCGUUUCCAAGGGCUGUGCCUCCUGCAUUGCAUACCCACACGAGGUCAUCAGGACGCGGCUCCGGGAGGAAGGCAGCAAGUACAAGUCAUUCAUGCAGACGGCGCGCCUCGUGUUCCGGGAGGAAGGCUACCUCGCCUUCUACCGCGGACUUUUCGCUCAGCUCAUCCGGCAGAUCCCCAAUACGGCCAUCGUCCUGUCCACCUACGAGUUCAUCGUGUACCUGCUGGGAGAGUGCGCUUAGUGACAGGGCCACACGGCUCUGCUCUAGAAGAAUAAAACUGAGAACCCUAGAGAUUUUCUUUUCCGUUGAUGUUUAGUGUUCAAAACUGAAACAGCGAAGGCCAUAGAAUACCUGGCUCGUGUCACCUGUUGGACAUUUCCUUUUGGAUUCAUGUUUCUGGAAGGUUUAAAUUCAUUAACGUUAAUAGUUAAUUAUAACUUUCUUUUUUAACUUAAGAGGAUUGAGGAUUAAGGAGCAAGUAAAUUAAAUCAUGCUAUUUAAUUUAAGUCUG
This is a messenger RNA of Apodemus sylvaticus (European woodmouse), 1456 nucleotides long. It is a transcript of the gene Slc25a33, whose product is annotated as solute carrier family 25 member 33. The record is from RefSeq and is a predicted model, not a curated record. Gene Ontology annotation, molecular function: pyrimidine nucleotide transmembrane transporter activity. Gene Ontology annotation, biological process: pyrimidine nucleotide import into mitochondrion. Bases 223 to 1185 code for a protein of 320 amino acids. The transcript is spliced from 7 exons. NCBI's taxonomy places the organism in Eukaryota, Metazoa, Chordata, Mammalia, Rodentia, Muridae. Gene Ontology annotation, cellular component: mitochondrion.